GUUAAAACCGAUACUACCUCGUUUUAAAGACCCGAGUCAUGUGUGCUGCCACUUUGAAGCCACCGCCGCCGUUCUCCUUCACUGCUGUUCACCAUAGCCGUUCCAACCCUCGCUUUCUGCCUUGGCGUCGCCGUCGUCGUCGUUCAUCACUUUGAAGCCAUCACCGUGGUUGUCGUAAUUGAACUGAAUCCACUUUCCCAAUCGUGUCGCUGUUUAGUGUAGGUGAGAUGGAAACACACAGCAGCAGCAACAGCAACAACAUAAAUCAAAAUAAGAUAAAGGAGUGGAGAGCUGAAGAAGCAAUUGCUGGAAAUAAAGUGGCCCUUGAAGCUCUAAGAGAACUCAUCACUUUCCCUCUUCUUUAUCCUUAUGAAGCCAAAAGGCUGGGUAUUAAAUGGCCAAAAGGUUUGCUUCUGUAUGGUCCACCAGGAACUGGAAAGACAAGUUUGGUACGUGCAGUUGUUCAAGAAUGUGGUGCAUAUUUGAUUGUCAUCAGUCCACAUUCUGUUCAUAAAGGUUUUGCUGGGGAAAGUGAGAAAAGUUUGCGUGAGGCAUUUGCAGAGGCAGCAUCUCAUGCACAGCUAGGCAAGCCAUCCGUGAUUUUUAUAGAUGAAAUAGAUGCACUAUGUCCACGUCGUGAUUCAAGACGCGAGCAGGAUGUUCGUGUAGCUUCUCAACUAUUUACUUUGAUGGAUGCCAAUAAACACUCAUCUACAUCUUCAGCGCACGUUGUUGUGGUUGCAUCAACUAACAGAGUUGAUGCAAUUGACCCUGCACUAAGAAGGUCAGGGCGUUUUGAUACUGAAAUAGAAGUUACUACACCUACGGAAGAGGAACGCUUUCAAAUUUUAAAGCUUUACACAAAGAAGCUUCCUUUGGAACCAACUGUUGACUUGCAAGCUAUUGCUGCAUCUUGCAAUGGUUAUGUUGGGGCUGAUCUAGAAGCUUUAUGCCGCGAGGCUACUAUGUCUGCUCUUAAGUCUUCAGAGGCCAAUGAAAAUGCUGGCGUGUUUUCCUUGACAAUGGAAGAUUGGAAACAUGCAAGAUCUGUGGUGGGCCCUAGCAUAACAAGAGGUGUUACUGUGGAAAUCCCCAAGGUAUCUUGGGCAGAUAUUGGUGGAUUAAAGGAUUUGAAGAAAAAGCUCCAACAGGCUGUUGAGUGGCCUAUUAAACAUUCUGCUGCAUUUGCAAGGAUGGGUAUAUCACCUAUUCGUGGUGUCCUUCUGCAUGGGCCUCCAGGAUGCUCAAAAACUACUCUAGCUAAAGCUGCAGCUAAUGCUGCCCAAGCUUCCUUUUUUUCUUUGAGUGGUGCAGAAUUAUAUUCAAUGUAUGUUGGAGAGGGUGAAGCAUUGUUGCGUAAUACAUUUCAAAGGGCUCGCCUUGCAGCGCCAAGCAUAAUUUUCUUUGAUGAGGCUGAUGUUGUUGCUGCUAAACGGGGUGGGAGUUCAAGUGACAGUAUUACAGUAGGAGAAAGGCUUCUAUCAACUUUAUUGACUGAAAUGGAUGGUCUGGAACAAGCCAAGGGAAUUCUUGUGUUAGCUGCCACAAAUCGUCCUUAUGCAAUUGAUGCUGCACUUUUGCGCCCUGGACGCUUUGAUUUGGUGCUAUAUGUUCCGCCUCCUGAUUUAGAGGCUCGGUAUGAGAUACUUUGUGUUCAUACACGAAACAUGAAAGUAGCCGAAGAUGUUGACCUGAGAAGAAUAGCAGAAGAUACUGAGCUCUUCACAGGGGCUGAACUGGAAGGUCUUUGUAGGGAAGCUGGAAUUGUAGCUCUGAGGGAAAACAUAUCUGCCACUAUUGUGUGCAACCAACAUUUCCAGACUGUAAAGGAGUCGCUAAAACCAGCAUUAACUCCUCCAGAUAUUGAAAAGUAUUCAUUAUUUAUGAAGACCCAGAUUACAUCUUCUAGCCGGGAUAAAUCUAGUGCCAAAAGCACAAGCAAGAACAGGCACAAUUCAUUUGGUACAGUGCUUUCAGUUAAAAUUGGGAUUCUGAGCUUUGUAUUUCUCGUUGCUGCCAAGUAUUUCCUCAGGUACACAAACACAAUUAGACAUAAUAAUGUAUCGGCAACCUAAAAGGGCUGCUCAUAGAGCUUACGCAUUAUAUUUUGUGGGCAUAUAAUAUUACCCUCUGUGUUUUCAGGUAUUUCUAUACAGGUACUAAUUUAAAGAUAAAUAUGAUUUUGGGUAGCAGAAGUAUGGAUAAAUUUUUAAUA
Hevea brasiliensis (rubber tree) is the source of this 2215-nucleotide messenger RNA. RefSeq names its product cell division control protein 48 homolog B. The transcript has 13 exons. Gene Ontology annotation, molecular function: ATP binding; ATP hydrolysis activity. Bases 228 to 2075 code for a protein of 615 amino acids. The record is from RefSeq and is a predicted model, not a curated record. Lineage: Eukaryota; Viridiplantae; Streptophyta; Magnoliopsida; Malpighiales; Euphorbiaceae.